Messenger RNA from Heterostelium album PN500, 2124 nucleotides. RefSeq lists its product as uncharacterized. Bases 1 to 2124 code for a protein of 707 amino acids. Gene Ontology annotation, molecular function: GTPase activator activity. The record is from RefSeq and is a predicted model, not a curated record. Lineage: Eukaryota; Evosea; Eumycetozoa; Acytosteliales; Acytosteliaceae. Gene Ontology annotation, biological process: mitotic spindle orientation checkpoint signaling; regulation of Ras protein signal transduction. The transcript has 4 exons. Gene Ontology annotation, cellular component: mitotic spindle pole body; SIN/MEN two-component GAP complex.
AUGGAUCAACACCAUUUUAAUAAUGGAGGUGGUGGUAGUAGUGCAGAUACCGAUACAACAGAAGCAUUGAAGAAAGCAAGUAUCUACAUCUUGGAGAUCGAACAAAUGGUGAAAGAUGAACUAGCGAUGCUCGAGAAAUUCUAUGUUGCAGAUCAUCAAGAUGUUCCAUUUGAGAAAGCAAUCAAUAAAGCAAAGAGAAAGUUUGAAAAGAGAAGAGGACCUACUUUAAUUAAACCACUUAAUAAAAAGAAGAAUAGAGUGGUUGUAGGCGAGAUGGAGUUCGAUCCGGUUGCACAGCUGUGGAAGGGAAACGACUCUGAUCUAAACAACUUUCCUAGAGCUGGUGCACCUGCACUCAUCACCAACAUGGGUCGUAACGAAGAGAAAGUAAUCGGUAACAUGAAAUGGGAUCCCAAACAAAAAGAGUGGCGUGGUAAUGAGAGUGAUCUAUCGAAAUUCAGAACACUAAAACCCGGUUUAAUCACUCAAUUGAAUGCUAAUUUCGGUAUAAGAGUUGAGAAUGGUAUGGUUUUAGAUCCAGUCUCAAUGAAAUGGCGUGGUAAUGAAGAUGACCUAGAUGUAUUCGAUGCAAUGGAUGAUCAAAACAAUGAUAACACAUUCAAGGAAGAAGGAGAAUUUACACUUUCAAAGAAACUACUGGAAUCACUUAGAGAAUCACAGAAAUUACAUAGCAAUUUAAAGGGAUGGUUCCCAGAGGAACGCGAUCUUGAUGAUAGAGACCAUUUCCACUCGAUUCGACAAAUGUCAAUCAUGAAACUCGUAAAGAAUACAUCGAGACAGUACUAUCAACAACAGGCAGCAGGUGGAUCAGGUGCUAUUUCUAUUGCUUCGGCAGUGUUGCCAUCGGUAUUGCAAAGAAAAGCGGUUGUCGACGAAACCAACGAUUGGGACGACGUUGACUUUGUCGAAGAACAACCAUCACUCAAACUCAACCUGAAAGUACAUCAAGAUGCCAAUGACGAAGAUGACGAUGCAUCGCAGUGGGACAAGGAAAUGGGAUUCACAUCUGAAGAUGAUUUCACUGCAUCCGAUCAUGGUUCAAGAGUACAAACACCAAGAUCAAAUAAUAAUAAUAAUAGUAAUAAUAGUGGAGGUAGUAGUAGUAGUAAUAAUUUAAGUGGAAUAUUUAAUAAUAGUAUAAGUAAUAAUAAUAAUAGUGGUAGUGGUGGAAAACAAGUCGAAGAAUGGAAUGAUUUCGGUUCUUUUAAUGCCGAUAAACUUAGUAAAUAUAAAGAGAGUAAAGAUGAUUUGUCGGAUGAGGAUUUGGAUUUUGGAAGUUUGAACAAGAGUAUAAAGAAAGGGGGAAGUACAAUGAAAACAAUAUUAGCAAGUGGUGGAUCGAUUACAAAGACACUCAGUAAUUUGAAUGCCAAUACUCAAUCGAUGAGACGUGGUGGUACUUUAAAUAAUAUUCCACCAUUGCCAACUACUUCUACCACUAGUGCAGGUGUUGCUGUCGGUAGUAAUAACAGUACACCGCUCAGUGCAAGCAGUAGUACUACUCCCAACAGUAUAGAGGAGUACGAUGAUAUGGAGGUGAAAGGACCGCUUUCUCUGAAGCAAAAGAUGCACUCUGACAACUUUAGUAUAUUGGAACAAGAGUCGGCUUUGUCGACCUCCAAGCGAUCCACGCCAACUAGCUUUGCCAAUCAUUUGGAGGAGCGUGAUAUCAUUGAGGAGGAAUGGCCAGACGUUCACAUCCCGAUGGAUCUCGGUGCGAAACGACCGAAUGAUCACUCGAGAAAGUCGCCACCCGUUGGCAAGCUUGGCGCCGUCGAAGACUAUGGCGAUGAGCUAUCGAUCAACACGAACGCACCACUCGUUCUAAAGAAACAUUUGUUGGAGGACAAUCCGUUUGGCGAUGAGAGUGACGACGAUUGGAACGAUGUUUCCUUCCCCGACAACUUUAAAGCGUCACCACUACAAGCACCAAUCGCACAUAGCACACCAUCGACACCACUCACACCCCUGGCAAACUACAAUCUCGACAACUCAUUUACACCACUUUCACCGGCAUCUCUUCAACAAGUAUUUCAACCACCGACAUCCAACUCACCGAUUACACCAUUUAAAUUUGUAAAGAGAUCCAACACCAAUAUAUAG